UGAUUCCUCUUCAUCUCCUAUACCCAACUCCAUAUUUCCAGUAGCUUACCAGUUUCAUUUCUGCUAACUUUAUCAUUCUCCUCUCUCAUUUCUUCACUCUCCACCAAACUCUUCAAAGCCCUCCAGAGAUUUCUUCCUUUUCCUGUAAAGAUGUUCUUGUAUUCCUGUAUAGAACACACAACAUGUUGAACUCGAGCAAUGAUGAGAAUGUGAAAGAACACGAACCCGUUGAUGAUUCACAGCGAUCUCAGGUGGAUGGAAAUUCACCCGGGAAUGAUCCAAAGGUUUCUGAAUUACAAGAGAAUCCUAAGAAGCCGAAGGAGGAGGAAGUAGUAAAGAAAAAGUACGGAGGAUUACUAGCGAAAAAGCCGCCCUUGAUAUCCAAGGACCACGAACGUGCUUUUUUCGAUUCUGCUGAUUGGGCAUUAGGAAAGCAGGGAGCUCAGAAGAGCAAAGGACCUGCAGAGGCACUUCGUCCAAAGUUGGAACCCACACCGCACCAGCUAGUCCGUACAAGGCUUUCAGCAUCCGUGCCUGCUGAUGAUGAUGAUGAAGCGGAUGGUGGAAAUAGCAAAGUCGAUGAUCAGUCUGAGGAGAAAAGCGGGACACCAGAUGCUAGCGACGAGAACGCAAGUCACACCGAGGUCCAGAACGAGCAGAGAUAACGAUGUGGUGAACACAGCCACUAACAAAUCCUGCAAACAAUGGGAGAGAAUAAUCUCUGAAGCAAAUUUUUGUGCUUCUAACUGUGCCUUGUGGCUUCAGUCAAAUUUAGUUCCCUCUACAUUGAGUGUCCAUGGAUGUAUUAUUAUUUAAUAAACUUGCAUUCAAACAUAUCUUUUUUGGGUGACAUUA
Ipomoea nil (Japanese morning glory) is the source of this 855-nucleotide messenger RNA. RefSeq lists its product as uncharacterized. Bases 183 to 665 code for a protein of 160 amino acids. The record is from RefSeq and is a predicted model, not a curated record. Gene Ontology annotation, molecular function: protein phosphatase inhibitor activity. The transcript is spliced from 7 exons. Gene Ontology annotation, cellular component: cytoplasm. NCBI's taxonomy places the organism in Eukaryota, Viridiplantae, Streptophyta, Magnoliopsida, Solanales, Convolvulaceae.